AGGCACCAGAUCCUGUGGACAUUUCCUAUCUUCGGCUCAGGCCAACAGGAAUACUGAGUUUGAUGGGGCGAUGGAUCCCGCUUGCAGCAUGUACCACCAGCUCCAGUUAAGGAGAACAUCAUGCAGCUCCACGACCUCCUCCAACUCAUCCACCUCCUCUCAGAAGUUUUAUUCUUCUCGAGGACGUGUGGGUUGGUAUCUUUCAGCCGGACACACCAGCUGGAAGUCAAGCAGCCUCACCUCCAGUCCCAGCGGAAAGAACACCAGCAACAGCAGCAGUCCACGGGCCUCUAGUUGGGAUAGUAUGGGCUCAGAGGCAACCACCUGCCUAAAGCUCAACACCAACAGAUGCCAUGAAGUAGAGCAAAGUUGUGACCAACAAAAAGGGCAUAGCCCCCUUAUAGAAACUGGGAGCUGCCAGCAGGGGGCAGUAUUGACCAGAAGGGAGGAAGGGAGGAGCUCCAGUAAAGUUGUCAACGUGACCUCUGGACAGGCCAUGUCGCAUUUUGCUGAGUUACAGCAUCAACUAGAACUAAAAAUCGAAGCCAAAUUGAAGUUCUCGCAGUUCCUGGAUGAAGUGAGCAGCCAAGUCCUUCACCCUACCAGCCUGUUCAUGUUGUCCAGGCAGACUGAAUCCUUCUGGUCUAACUCUUCCAUCUCUAGUCACAAUAACAGCAAGUCCAGGAUCCCAGACACUCAACAGCAGCCAGGGGACGUGGAUUUUUCCCUGCAGAGCAUCCAAUCCGUGGAUGGCAUGCAUGAAGAAGGUACACCAGAGACUGUAGGAAAAGCCUACCUGGAGACGGACAUCGACUCUGUGCGAAGAGAAGACCAGAUAAAGGAUGUUGAGACCAAGAAAGAGACGGCCAUCACAUUUGAGAGCAAUGAGAGAAGAGAGGUUAAGAGUCCUUCAGAAAGUCAUCCAAACCCCAUCCAGAGAACCAGAGCUUUGACUUCGGGAACCAGGCGCACGUUCCUUUCACUAAUCGCCUCUUCUUCCUUCUUCCAGGCUUCGGACAAGGAGAUGCAGACCAUAAGCUCUCUGCAGGAACAGAAGGAAGACCUGCGCAAACGUCUCUCCUACACCACUCAUAAGCUGGAGCUUUUAGAGCGUGAGUUUGACUCCACGAGGCAGUACCUGGAGACCGAGCUGCGCCGAGCCCAGGAGGAGCUCGACAAGUUCACCGACAAAUUACGCCGAAUACAGAGCAGUUACUCAGCACUGCAGAGGAUCAACCAGGACUUAGAGGAUAAAAUCCACCGAAAUUCACAGCACCACGAUGAUGAGAAACGGGCUCUUAGCAGAGAAAUCAUCGUCCUUAACAAUCAUCUCAUGGAAGCUAAGAUGACCAUUGAGAAACUGAGAGAAGACAAUGACUUGUACAGAAAGGACUGUAACCUUGCUGCACAGCUCUUGCAGUGUAAUAAGUCACAUUACAGAGCCCAGUUAUCUGAGUUGCCUGCAGAGUUUCAGGAGCGUGUAAGCUUGCACAUGGAGGGUUCUUCCCUCUGCCACUCCCCAUAUGCCGACACAGUGCCUGCCUCUGUCAUUGCUAAGGUCCUGGAGAAACCGGAUGAGGUCUGCAGCAGUCAAGCCUCUCGCUCACCCAGCCCACAACCCCAGGAACGCCAGGGAUUCCUUGUGGGCACAAGCCUUGUGGGUAGCACUGAGCGCCUUGGCCUCCGAGCUACUUACAAAUCAGACCUGUACAGCAGUGACACAGCACUUUAUUGCCCUGACGAACGGAGACGAGAGCGCAGACCCAGCAUGGACGUCCAUGGACAGCGGACAGUGUAUGAACCCCAAAACUCCACUGAUAGCAACCCAGAAGAAGGAUCCAUGUCCCUGCAGCCCGGCUUCUCACGGGACCACUUCCAAAAGUUUACAACCUCUCUGGGAGGAGGCUCUAGCUCUUACUCCAGCUUUAGUGGAGGAGGGUCAGAGGACAAGGGUCAGGAUCCCCCAAGCAGUGCUGCAUCUUCUCCACGCCACCAAGCCCUUUACAUGGACUGGAGGGAUGGGGGUGAAUAUGAGCACAAGAGUGACUCUUCCUGGGAGAGGGAGAGUCCAAGUGCCUUUUCCAAGGGCCACACUUUUCAACCGCCUGAGUCCAGCCACCAUCAGAAUGGUAGCUCACCCAUCUACAGUAGAACAAUGUCCUCCUGUUACAGUGAACCUUAUGAGCCCCUGCCACCUUCCACCUCACCCAGCAUCACCUAUGGUGACAGUCGGCGUGGAAGUGCUUUUGCUCCUGAGGAAGAAGAGCUGAUUGGUCGGUGGCGGCAACUAAGUGUGGAAGAUCUGAGUGCCCACUCAUACCGCAGUCCUGGGCGGGCCUCACCCUACAGCUUCUCUGAGCAGCACUUCUCUGUCCGCCCUGCAAAAAUUCGCCUUGGUCCUCUCUACAGUAGCUUCCAGGAGGGUAGUGAUGUAUACCACCAUCAUGCUGGGGUAGUAGAUCCUUUCUCUAGCCCCAGCCCUGAUUGCAGCCCAGGCCAACGGCAGCAGCAAAGCCAACCUCACCUGUACCACUCCAAGGAGGAUAGCCAAGAGUCUGAGCACAGCCUCUACAGCCCCAAGGAUGGUGGGGUGGCAGCCGGGGGCCAGACAACGGAGUAUGUUGACAUAAGUCCCAAUAGUUCAAAUGAGUCACUGGACCAUGGAUCUCUGGAGAUGGCUGCCGAGCUACAGCAUUACCAACCCGAGAGGCACAGCGUGUCCCCUCAGGGAACAACCCCACCACCUCCUCCACAACAGCCAUACCAAAAAUUUGGCACACUAGGGCUGUCACGUAAGGACAGUCUCACCAAGGCACAGCUCUAUGGUACUCUACUAAACUAAGAGCAGAGUUUCCUGGUUACUCUCUUUUACAGCUCUGUGAUACUCUACUAAACUAAGAGCAGGGUUUCCUGGUUACUCUCUUUUACAGCUCUGUGGUACUCCUCUAAACUAAAAGCAGAGUUUCCUGGUUACUCUCUUUUACAGCUCUGUGGUACUCCUCUAAACUAAAAGCAGAGUUUCCUGGUUACUCUCUUUUACAGCUCUGUGGUACUCUACUAAACUAAGAGCAGAGUUUCCUGGUUACGCUCUUUUACAGCUCUGUGAUAAUCUACUAAACUAAGAGCAGAGUUUCCUGGCUACGCUCUUUUACAGCUCUGUGGUACUCUACUAAACUAAGAGCAAAGUUUCCUGGUUACGCUCUUUUACAGCUCUGUGAUACUCUACUAAUCUAAGAGCAGAGUUUCCUGGUUACUCUCUUUUGUCAGUAGGUUUUGAAUGUUAAGCAACAGUUUGAGCCAAACACAUGAUGGGAUUUUCUGUUGAAUAUUUUUAGUCCAUCAGCUCUCUUAUCAUUUUUCUCUCUAUUUCUGUAUCUGUUAAAGUGUUUUCUAAACAUCGAACAUUACUUGCUCAUGUUUCUACAGUUGAUAUGAAGCUCUAACAUUCAGCACUAUUUGUAUAGCCUAUUUUGACAGUUUAUUAAUGGUUCUGUGUGGUUUGUGAGAAAGUAUUUUAAGUGCAUUAGGUGCAUUAUGAAUUUUUGGAAACUUGUCUGGAGAGAGAGAGAGAGAGAGAGAGAGAGAGAGAGAGAGAGAGAGAGAGAUUUACUUUAUUUUACCAAAAGCCUUCUGGGCUCAUAAAGGUUUGUGAAUGGACAGCACAUGCUAUGUAAAAAAAAAAAAAGAAGCUAAUUUUAACAAGAAAUUUGAUCUUUUAUUAUAUAAUUUAUGAAUAGCUGUAUUUAUUGUUAAGUAUGCUAUAUCUAUAAUUGUUUAAUAAAUGUAACACUAUGGAGAGAUUCAAAAAUUUAUAUCAUUGUAAAUUAUUUAUAUUGCUAUAAAUAAGGCAAUCAGCACAAUUAUACAAGCUGCAAACAAUUAAACAUGCCUCAAAUGAAGUUAAGUCAUGGUGACAAUUUGAGAUCUCACAAUGACCCACUGACAGAUCGUUCCACAGGUUUGUGGGCGAGACCUUGUGAAAAUAUUUUUGAGAAUAAACUCUGCAUGGAUUUAUAUUACCCCAAAUCAGCCCUUCAAGAUCAGGUCUCAACCAAAGUGAAACGUGUAAUCUAUUGCUAUUUCAAACAGAUUUGAUUCAACUCAAAUCUAUUACACCAUCAAACAAGUACAACUUGAAAGCACUGGGCAUUUUUUUAAACUUCUGAUGUGUUUUGUUGGGCGAUGGGAUUUCUGAGGUGAUUGUUCUUUUCAAUGUUUUCUCUCUUUUGUUCCUCAGUGCUGUAAGCCCCUCCCUCAGGCCCUCUCUACCUCACGAUUCAAUCCCUCUCUCCUUUCUUAAUCAGCUGGGAUCCUGUGUCAGUUGACACAAUGAUGCAUGACUCUGUUUCUUCUGUUUUGCUUUCUAUAUCUAAUAAAGCACAAAAGUUGCACCA
Molecule: messenger RNA, 4394 nt
Organism: Cyprinus carpio (common carp)
Lineage: Eukaryota; Metazoa; Chordata; Actinopteri; Cypriniformes; Cyprinidae
Product: brain-enriched guanylate kinase-associated protein-like
Exons: 7
Coding region: 71-2842 (923 amino acids)
Cellular component (GO): synapse
Source: RefSeq, a predicted model, not a curated record